UUGAUCGGUGGAGAGAGGCGCGACAGGCAGAGUUGGUAGUGAGUGGUCCAAGCGUGGCCCAGUGCUCGAGGAGAAGCCAUCGGGUCAGGCUACACGGCAACCCCCCUGACAUGCUUUUCGUCUAGGACUCAGCCCCGCCCUCCGAGACUCUCCCUCCACUAAGGUCAUCCUGCCUCAGUCAUCUCAGGACUAGUGGCUGGCCUGCGGGUUGGUGGUGCUAUUCUUGGGGACUGAGAGGUGGACGCAACCAUGAAGUGUAUUAGUGUGGUGGCGUGAAGUGCUGCCAGUACGUUGUGAGUGUGGAGGUAGUUGACCUGAUUUCCGUGCAAUCCACAAUGAGGCAUAAAGUGAGAUGGUGGUGUUCCCUUUCCCUGAUGCAGCAUCGGACAACAGUUGCCCUCAUACUGUUCUCGAUGUUCCCGACAAUGUUGGGUGUCUACACCCAGGAGAACGACAUCAACAUGCCUCACCAAGAGGUUGAAUUCUGGGCCAGGAAGAUCGGUAACCACAUAUACCACCUGUCGAACGCCUUCGCACACUACAAGGACAUCAAAGACAACUUCCACAACGAAAAAGCCACCCUGAAAGAGAAUGACGGCCUGAUGCUGGUGAAGGAGAUGGCCACCGACGUGAGCAACAUGAUGAAGUUCAAAGUGGAUGCCGUGAACCGCAUCAUGAACGUGGCGGAGGAAGCGUCGCUGGACAAAUACAAGCAGGAUGAGGCGGUCGAAUACUACAACGCCAAGAGGCUCAACCCCUCGACGGAGAAGGAGAUGGAGGACGAGAACUUCAGGAACUUAUCGCUGCAGCCCAAUUCUCACUUCGACGGCCUCCCCAUUAACGAGAGUGUUUCGUCCGUCCAUGUGCCCACCAACGUGUUCGACAAAUCGCCUGAAGUCAUCAACGCCAUCAGGUGGUCGGGCCGCCUUGACCGAACAUUCAAGUCGAACUAUGAGUUGGAUCCCACGCUGUCCUGGCAGUACUUCGGCUCAUCCACGGGCUUCCUCAGGCAGUACCCGGCUUCCGAGUGGGUGAUGGACGAGAAGGACCCAGACCUGUAUGACGCCCGCCUGCGCUCCUGGUACAUCCAAGCCGCCAGCAGCCCCAAAGACAUGGUGAUCCUCCUCGACGUGUCAGGCUCUAUGACGGGGCUGCGACGAGAGAUUGCUAAACACGUUGUACUAAAUAUCCUAGAGACGCUAAAUGAGAACGACUUUGUAAAUGUGUUCAACUUUAGUGCACACACCACUGAGUUAGUGCCCUGCUUCAAUGACUCUCUAGUGCAGGCCAACCUUGAGAACAUCGGUGAGUUCAAGAAGGCACUCAAGACCAUCGAGACCAAGGAAAUCGCCAACUUCACCCAGGCUCUCACAACAGCCUUCGAACUCCUCCGACGGGCAAACUCAAAGUAUAACCGGAGCGGUCAAGGGUCGCAGUGUAACCAAGCGAUCAUGUUGGUGACGGAUGGGGCACCUUACAACUUUGAGGAGAUCUUCGCGGAGUACAACUGGCCCCAGCUGCACGUGCGCGUGUUCACCUACCUCAUUGGCCGUGAGGAGAAGAAGGUGCGCGACCUUUCUUGGAUGGCUUGUGCCAACAAAGGUUACUUUGUGCAUGUGACUACGCUGGCAGAGGUGCGGGAGCAGGUGCUGAAGUACAUACCAGUGAUGGCACGGCCGAUGGUCAUGUACCAGAAUGAACACCCUCAUAUAUGGACAGGUGUUUAUGCGGACGUAGCGCACAAGAGACAUGGUCAUAUGGAUCCCAAGCAAAUUGAGUGGCUCUGGGAGGUUCGUGAGAGAAAGCGUCAGAUGGACCGCACCAACAACUACAGAAAGCUUCAGAAACUCGUAAAGGAUGGCGACUCGCUCCCUAACCAUUAUGUCCUUCAGGAUAAGUUUCAGGUGGAAACUUUCCUUAAAUAUGGACAAUUUGGCCUCAGUAGCAGAAGUAUCGCCCGCUUGAAGGCUGCCAAGGAGCGGGAGAUGAGGCGCCAACGCAUGAGGAGGAACGCUCAGAACUUCACGCUUAAACCAGAAGUCCGAGAAAAAAUAAGAAAUGAAAUUGAAUCUAUGUUGAGAAAGAAAAAUCAACGGAUGAAGAGAGAUGUGCUAGUCCUUAUUCCUAAUAAGAUACAUGAUUAUGACCUUUGGAAAUGGCACAGGCGUAUAUUAAGAGAACAGAAAAAAAUUGAAGAGUGGCUUGAGGAUGUCAGGAUGGGUCGCAGGGGAGCUCCGGGCCUGAAGGAGGGUUAUCGCCUCAUGACCUCAGUGGCUGUGCCAGUGUUUGACCGGAAAAAGACUUCGAACAUCACCGAGAGAGUAUUGGUCAAUGAGUCCGUUUGGGUGUUAAGGAAGAGAGAGAUGAAGACUGCCAACCUGCUUGGCGUGGCGGGAACAGAUGUCCCUAUACGGGAAAUUGAAAAAUUGGUGCCCCCUUACAAGCUUGGAGUCAAUGGUUACUCCUUCAUGGUCAACUCUAAUGGAUAUGUGCUGUAUCAUCCAGACCUGAGGCCAGUGCACCAAGAAUCAAAUGCUGAGUUUCAAGACAUCCUUAAGCCCAACUAUAACAGUGUUGACUUUGCUGAGGUGGAGCUGACUGACUUUGAUUCUGAUCCUCGAGGCAACAAAUCUAAGCUCCUUGAGCUCCGUCGGGAUUUGGUGAACCAGGAGGAAAGGGAACUAGAGCUGAAUGUCAAAAUCCAUCUAGAUAACAUGAAACGUGUGGUUCAGAGGAGGCAGAGGUACUAUACACAGAAGAUCAAGGGAACGCCCUUCAGUUUGGGUAUUGCUGUGCCUGAGGGGUAUGGCAGGUACAAGGUGCAUGGCCAGAUCGAGUUGUCACGAGCAAUUCAGGAUCCUAGGCGAACUGAUGCCAUGGCUCACUUCUCGACUGGCAACUGGACUCUCCAUCCUGACUGGGUAUACUGUGAAUACAAGUAUGACCAGCAUCAGGAGGAUCAGAGUCCAGAAGGCCUAAUGAAGGACUUCCUUUCCCGUGCACAAAAACCCAACUGGAAGUGGCGUUCCACUCGUACCCGCCCACCGCCUGAGCCCACCACGGGUCAAGCCCAGUACCAGCAAUGGAAACCUUCAGUGGCAAGCGAUGACAGAAAGGAGAAUUAUUUUUGUGACAAGGAUUUGGUGCAGUCACUUCUGUUUGAUGCCCGUGCUACUAACGUGUAUUCAAACACCGUUAAAAUGGAAGAUAAAAUAGAAGGGAAGAAUCCAGUGGCGAUUUACAUAUUGCUUUUAAGCAUGGGAAGCCAAAACUUUGGCAUUACAACUGCCUUCGUGGCCACCCGCAGUGGAUUAACUCGAUGGCUAGAUGUUCCUUCAGAAUCGUCUUCUAAUAGCAGUAACUCCAAUCAGCCGCACUUCCUGAAGGUGCAUAACCGUGCCAUUGAUGAGGUGUGGUACAAGCGAGCCGUGGACUACUACCAGGAGGACAAAGAGGCUUAUGUUUACUCUGUUCCAUUUGAUGCUGCCACUCGUGACCCUGAUGAAGUGAUGGUAACAGCAACACGUGCCAUCUUUAUUGAGGAAAACAGCUACAGAAUGGCUCCUGCAGCUGUUGUAGGCGUCACCAUCAAGCACAGGAAGUUUGUUGACUUCUUCAAAAAUGAAACCUACAAGUGCCCCUCCUACCCCACUCGGGACUCAAGUUGCAAGAAAACCAAGACAUGUGAGAGCAAGUCAUUGAAUUGUUAUUUACUAGAUGACAAUGGCUUCAUUAUUGCCUCUGAAAAUGAGGACGACACUGGAAAGUUCUUCGGGACUCUUGAAGGCACCAUCAUGGAAUCUUUGGUACAGAGUGAAGUCUACAAGAGAAUACAAAUUCAUGAUUAUCAAGCAGUAUGCCUUGACAGUCAAGAUGAGCCCAGCAUGGGCUCCAUCCUUACCACGCCUAUUCAAAUGGUGAAGUGGCUCGGUAACUGGAUCAUGGGCAACAUAUUUUGGGUUUUAGUGAAAACACAGCUAUACACCCUGUGGGAUCCCAAUGAAGCAUGGGCAUACACCCAAGCCCAGUGGGACCCCAAUGCUGCACCUACUGAUGAAGUGACAUAUUCCAAGGGCCCCAUCAAUCACCAAAAUGCUUUCAAUGAAUAUCAGGAAACAAUUACUGACGAGACUGAAUUUACUGAGGAGAGCUCUGGUGGAGGUUCUGGAGAUGGCAUGGAAGAUGGUUCUGGUUUGGAAGGUUUAGGUGGAGAAGAGUUGGCCUUAUAUGAAGAGGUUUUGGAGUAUGAGGUUCAGGACUACUUGGAUGGUAUUCCAACCGAUGAUGUGGGACAGGGUCAUAGUACUAAAUUAGAAGAGGAUGGUGACUUUCCUGGCCUUGAGAAAUUGAAGAAGGAAGGCUACCCGAUCCAGCUGGCAUACAUAAACAAAACUCACCCAAGACCCUGUGACAAGACAGUGUACUUGUAUAAACUUCAGAGCAAAAAAUUACAACAGGAAGGGGCUUACAAGCCUGUCAAGGGGAAGCUUUCCAACUGCCAUACAAAUGGAUGUGGCAGGCCCUUCAGUGUACAGAAGGUCAUCCAGACCAAUCUGAUUCUUGUAGCUGUCAACAGCUUAUGUCCAUGUGAAUCAAGAAAAGUUGACAUUGAGCCUGUUGAAGUACAACACAAUGAAACAACAUACUGCAAUCGACUGCUUCUACAACACUACCGCAAACGACCUCAGCCUUGUUUCCACUACCAUCCUGAUGAACAUGAAAUCAAGCUUUGCGGAGGAGCUGGAAGCCUUGGCUUUUCUUCAGUGACCAUUCUUGCCCUGCUGUUAGCACACAUAUGCAACUCCAUGAUGCAGUCAUGAUACAUGCGUCCGCUACAUUAGUGACUUGAGACGUGGCUGAAACAACUCACACAACAAGAGAUUAAUGAUGUCUCUUUUCUCAUUACUGUUUAGCUAAUGUCUUUAAAGGAGAAAAGGGCCAACAUGCUUUCAAAGAAAAUGAUCUUUUCCAGUUAUCGACAUGCAUCUAGCAGUAUCUACAUAUUGCAAUAGUUAAAGUUUAUGAUUGUUCAAACAAAUCACUAAGGGAAGCAUUAGUCAAUUUUGUACAUACAUAAAAUUACAUUUUUGCUAUAAUUUUGAAAUUAUACUCACACUAAUUCCUGCUUCCACACUAUUGACAAAAGAUAAGUGAAGGGAAGGGAAGAGGCUUUGGGACAGUGGAGAGGAUCUCAGUUUGAUGGUUUGUUCUCUGUUAACUGAAAAAGAAAAAAAAGAUUACACUUUGUCUAGUAAAUUUCCAUGUACAGGUAGUGAUUUUACUCACUGGAAUCUGCAAGGACAUUACCCCCUCUUCAUAUAUGGAAAGUUACAUUUGUGUGUGUUAUGAGAGUGCUCAGGCCUUUUGUUCACUGAUCAGUGCUAUAGAGUAGUGGAAAAAAAUGAAAGCAGAACACCUGAAAUGAAUGUGCCAUUAUCCAGUUGAAACUUUCCUUAGAGGUGGGCAGAUUGUACCUCAUGCUAUGGAAGCCUGCAUUUUCUCAUACAUGAAAUGUUCUAGUGAGAAAGAAAAUGCCCUUUUGUAAAUGUACUGAAAAUGUUGUCACCAUUAUCAUCCAGACUCAGCCCCUCAUCAGUACUACUAGUGUAUUGUAUGUAAUUAUUAGUGUGUAUGUGAACCUAUGUCAAAAUUUGUUGCUAACUUUACUCUCAGAAUCUUCAUCACCAGGAAUGGGACACUUCUGGGACAGGAGGCAUGAUACUAACAUCUAAAUGUCAACUUAUUGUUUCAUCAUUGUCUUUUGUAAAUCUUGUCACUUCUGCUGGUCUCCAAUUCUGUUUCUUACAAGUUAUAUUUGGCAUAGAAUUAUUCAUUUAUUCUUCCAUUUUUUAUGAGAUAGUAUGAGGAUGUUAGCAAUUGAAAAGACAUGAGGAUGUGUAUUCCAUGAGUUACAAACAUUUAGUUACAGUACAGUACAGGGGGCGUUGGCUCCUGCUUUUAUCAUACAUUUUGGUUGCUAGUAGACAUUAGAUAUUUGUACCACCAGUGAACAUUAUUCAUGAGUGGUCAAGUAAGAGUCAUAUCAAACGGUGACAUACAUUUAAAGUUGUCACUGUCCAUAAGUUGUCCCUUUUGUGGGGCUUGCCUUUCAGUUGUUGUUUACUGUUAUUAGUUGUGUAAAUGAUUGAUUUACUUAUAUAUACUUAUAAUGCAUAAAUAUAAAUAUAUAUAUUGACAGUUUAUAUAUGGCAGUAUUAGGGGGUAUGGGACCUCAACUGUGAUGAGACGUUGGCGAGAUGAUGACACAAGAUGAGAGGCCACUCACUAUCUAGAAGGAGCAGUAUCCUAAGAAGACUGCUACGAUGAAAGAAAAUAUUCCUCAUAGGUCCACUGUCAUGACGGCUGCUGUGUUCUACAUAGGUAGCCUUUUGAGGCAAAAGUUACUGAGGAAAUUAAGUAGCCUCAUUCCUCAUCUCCUUUGUAGACAUGAAAGAAUUUCCUCAAGGCAGUCAUUGUAAUUAUGAUGUUAUCAUACAGUGUGACUCCACAAUCCCUCUUCCCCUUUCCUAUACCUACAGACAGCAGUUUUUUAUAUCUUUUUGAAAUGAGUAUAUGACAGUGUUUCCUGAAGCUAUCAGUAAAGAAAAUUAGCUACUCAUAUACCAGUAAAUGAAGGAAAAGUUUGUAAAUAUCUUUCUUCUAAUGAGUGAGAUAUAUCCUAAGGAGAAUGAAAGGUUAGGGGAAACUAAGACUUGUAACAUGAAGAUCAACAUUUUCUGGAUAUAUGGGGAGCUACAAUGGUCUUCCGAUGUAGUUAUUAGAAUGCAGAAAGUGUACAAAGUGGCUGGAAGAGGACAGAUACUGUUCUAGGUAGUGAAUUGCCUCUGUCUUUCAGUUCCCCAGCAAUUAUGGGUGUGAGAAUAUUUUGCUUAGUGUUAGUUUGGCAUGAUCCCUCUGCCACACUGGGGGAUUAAAUUAGAGUUGAAUGAGUCUUGAAUUUGUACAUAACUAAGAUCUUCAAAGUGAGAAAAUCCAUGUUGUAGUUGUUUAAGUGAGUCAACAUUUCACACUAGAAAUUAUUUAAGACUACUGACAAAAGCUGUUAUGAUGGCAUAAUUCCAAAAUGACAUUAAUCUUAGCAACUCUACAUGUAAUUUAUGUAUGGUAUUGUUUCAUCAGAUACUAGAACUUUUAAAUGUUGUCGGGUUUCUUGCUGAACGACUGUGUUCACUACCUGAAAAAUCAGAGUCGUGAUGUAAGUAAAGGGUAGUGGACUUAGAUCUUUCCUUGCAGGGGUAGACAAGCUCUUGCAUCGGGAUGAAGGUACAGGUCUCUUAUUUACUUGAAAUUCACACCCAGGUGUUUUUACUGUUGUGAACUUUGAACUCGCUUUGAUGUGUCCACUUCUUGUGUUAUGAAACUGUAAAAAUUAACCUGUAUAUCCAUGAAAAGAAUAUUUUCAUCAUAGUUGCAGUCAGACAGUUUAUCACUUGCUGAACUAAUAAGGGAAUGCAAAAAGGAAAGUUAAUGCCAUUAUUCUUCCAUAGUCUUAUGAAAAGCUUUUUUAUCCUAUCUGUUGUGAAAUGCACAUGUGUAGUUGUGUUAAAAGAUAAUAUAUUAUUUACUUCAAAAUUUUAUCAGGCCUGAUAUCUAGUGUGAAAUUGAGGCAAAUAAUCAAAAUGUUGCUGAUGCUGCAUAUUCCAAACUGAUUUGUUAAACACUCUCUAAGAAGCUUUUUAAACCUUCAAAAUGUGAAAUAUCAGCAGUGAGCUUUUACCUGGUGGCAGCAAAUGGUUGAAAGUUUCAGAGACAGGGCAUCAUGUGUCUGCCAUAAAGGCACAUCCUCUGUUUCUGGAAGUAACACGUGUGCUCCAAUUGUUCUGCAGUUCCUUCCACCUGAAACUGUAGUCAGUAACUUUCUGUCGCCAGGUAAUGCCAAGCCAUGUGCAGACAAGGAAGUGCUGUUCUGUUAUUUGCCCAAUUUCCAAAAUAUUUUUUGACAACUUUCUCUUUCCAUGAAAAUUUGGUGUCACUGUGGCAAAGUCUUUUUGCCAGGCACACCUCUACCUCCCCACAGACCAGAGGGAGGGAGAGACAUCCCCUCUUGUGGCUUGUGUGCAAUUGGACUUUUAUCAUUAUUAUAUAUUUUCUUGUUCUCGUGUACCUAUAACUGUGGGCUAAUUUUAUUCCAAUUAAUGUUGACUUUCUCUAUGAACUGCAUAAUAUUGAAUUGUUCCCCUUUUUUAGAUAAAUGAUAACAAAACAGGGGAGAAAUUUUUGCUAAUGAAGCUUUAGAUAGACGGCCAAGGUCUCCACUGUGGUGAGGAGCCGGCCCUCGGUGGGGACACUCCCGUCCUGAGGCUGGUGAUCAGAAUAUAUCAUGAGUUAGUUAGUGAUCAUGGAAUACUUAGAAUAAAAUACCUUCCAUGCAGUUAUUUCAUAUUAUCAUAUUUCAGAAUUUAUUUAUAUAGGGAAAAAUACCUUGCAUUAAGAGAGAAUCCCUGCAUUGUACUUUAUUUCAUAACAAAUGAUAAUAGGUAAUCUACCAUUUAAGGGCCAAGCUAAGUAGGGCGACAGGUCUCUCUGGAUGUGGACCAACCAGCACCAUCCCUCUACAUGAUGCCACUCUUGUCCCAUACCAAUCAGCCAUGCAGAGCUCUAUACCCUUUAAAUUAGGGUAAAAUUUUUUCAAUAAUUCCUAACCAGUUCCAGAAUCUUUCCAAGAUGGUAUAGAUACAAGUACCACACUUCACACUGACCAAGCAUCACCACCUUUCCUUGACGUUAACAACGUUCCUCCAGAGUUUCUAAAGGUUGUCAUGCAUUAUGGCUAUAGUUAUCUUUCAAUGCCAUGUGUAAGCUGCUGCAGAAAAGUAUCAUUAUCAAGCUACAAUGGAUCGCACUGCCUAUUUUGCAUCAUUAUCUGACCUAAUAUGGUAAGCAAUGCUGAUAUAAGAUACAAGGACAAAAGGACUGUGAUAUUAAUGGUAAAAACGUCAUAAAUACUUGAAGGAGAACGUUGAAAAUCACUUCAGUGCACUGCAGGGUCGACAAUGACUGGUGGUGGUACUCUUUACAUGUACUCCUUCGCCCGCUCCACACGGCACAUCAUGCCAUCAAGCGCUAUCUUGCAGCAAUGCAGGUUUUGUUUAAAAUCUAAUGCACUCAUCACAACAAUGAGGAGAGAUCUGUCGCCCUGGGGUCAUUAGUGAGGGGAAGCUGAUGACCUGUUUUAUCGGGUCAGUUUAGGUCAGGUGCAAAGAAAACUGCUACUUCAGACUCCAUCAGUGAUUGACUUUUGCAGGUUAUAUCAGGGCAAAGUAAAAUUUUAUCGCUAUUGUCUCAAUUUUUUGUUAUUUUCAUUUCAAAACUAAUUGGCAAGCAAUGUCGUGCCAAUCAACAUAGUGUAAUUUCAUUCACGUCUAUUCUUAUUAUUUUCUAUGUCCAAAGAAUACGGUCACCUUUGGCAAAGCCAGGCCAGCACAUCAGGGUAAUGGAGUCAUUGCACCUGACCUGUGACCCGUAUCAGGAGGACAGUGACCUGAACGUCAUGCUGUUGUCUGACCGGUGCUGCCUGAGGUACGCUUCUCGGGAAAUUCCAAUAUGCAUAUGUAUACAUAAAUAUAUACUAUAUGCAUAUGUAUUUAUAUAAAGACUGGUUUCGAGACAUAUAAUUGCCUUUUUAGAAGAUUAGUGGAUGCCUUUAAUCUCAUUUAUUUAUGCCUGUGAAAACUAUGAAAAGGUAGAGGUAUUUUCAGUGUGUCACAAAUGGGUCAGAAUUAAGAACAAUAAAAAUCAGCUAAUUUCCAUUUAUAUUGAUAAGAAAAAUUGCACAGUUUAAUUCUUAUAAAAAAAUGUAAGGGUGAUUCUUUAUAAGUAUAUAAUCUAGUGAUGUGAUAGUAACAUAAAGAGGGCUAGAAAGAUUGAAGAGUGAUUUUGGAAUGGGGCUUAGAGAACAUCUCAUGAUCAUUUGUUAUCACAUCAGUAGGAGAGGUAAUCAAUGCCCUCAAAAACUUUCCUUGACAUUAUCUGACCUGAAAUCCAAAAAAGUAGGUGACACUUUUGAACAUAUACAUAGGUCUCUUUACAGGUGCAGUGUCAAUCACUCAAAAAUAUAAAAGAAUGUUCAAUGUGGAGGUAUUGGUGGCAGCUGGCACUUUGCUGGCACACUACCAGGCCCCACAAGGACAGUUUGUCCUUGGUUGUAAUCCCAGGCGGUGCUCGAUGCCAAUCUUCGUCUCAAACUUUCUUAGCCGGAAUGGAUGACCAAAACAUUAUGGCUGUUAUGAAAGGAUAUUGCAAAUCUCUGUAAGUUCUAAAUGGCCAAUCUGUCUUAGCAAAACAGAGCCAAUUAGUACAUAAAAAAAAGCUGUUCAGCCCAUGUUGCAGUAAUUGUUUGUAUAACUCAAGCCUAGUGUUGUGACAUCCAGCCCGGCUGGGACUUGUCCCGGCUUCUCUUGUUUAUCGAUGUUGCCUCAGUAUCUGAGUGUUCUGUUUCUCACUUUGUUUUAUACAAAUUCACCAGUAAUCCACAAAACUGAUGUCUCCUGUUGCAAGAAGACUGUGCAGCUAGGAAUCCUUAGUCUGUCAUGUUGGUCUCAUGUGCUAAAUAAUGUAAUCUAAAACCCUCGUCUUCCAAGCACAUGCAACUUUCAUUCUUCACUCCUUAACAUUCACUGCAUUCAGCAAAAUUGGAACAUAAGUAGUUAUCAAUUAUACUAGAAUUUUCAAAUCAAUGCAAUCUAUACAUCAAACUAUUCACUGCAUUAUGCAGCAAUCACUCUCACAGGCCAGCUUUAUGAGACCACUGAAACUGCCACUGCUAGAGAUUUAUGGUGACUAAAGACUAAUGACCACAGACUCUGGCAGGUGGCAGCUCUACCCAGGUCACUCAGAUACUGACCCCGGCAUGGCUUCGUAGCUAAACUUUCAGGUGACGUGUUCUUCUAACCUCCCUGUGUAACGGUUUCUUCCAUGCGACGCCUUCGCUCCUCACGAGAGUUCAUUUGUAUCCUGAGGACACAAUAAAAUGUUAAUUGUCA
Molecule: messenger RNA, 11003 nt
Organism: Eriocheir sinensis (Chinese mitten crab)
Lineage: Eukaryota; Metazoa; Arthropoda; Malacostraca; Decapoda; Varunidae
Product: voltage-dependent calcium channel subunit alpha-2/delta-3-like
Exons: 37
Coding region: 336-4820 (1494 amino acids)
Cellular component (GO): voltage-gated calcium channel complex
Molecular function (GO): voltage-gated calcium channel activity
Source: RefSeq, a predicted model, not a curated record